Molecule: messenger RNA, 5476 nt
Organism: Oncorhynchus keta (chum salmon)
Lineage: Eukaryota; Metazoa; Chordata; Actinopteri; Salmoniformes; Salmonidae
Gene: lrrc34
Product: leucine rich repeat containing 34
Exons: 10
Coding region: 4134-5384 (416 amino acids)
Molecular function (GO): protein binding
Source: RefSeq, a predicted model, not a curated record
ACUGUAUAUAACUUGAUUAGAUAAGUAUUACAACCCCUGAGUCAAUACAUAUUAGAAUCCCCUUUAGCAGUGAUUACAGCUGUGAAUCUUUCUGGGUAAGUCUCUAUGAGCUUUGCACACUUGAAUAGUACAAUAUUUGCACAUUAUUUUCAAAAUUCUUCAAGCUCUGACAAGUUGGUUGUUGUUCAUUGCUAGCAAUGUCAUAGACUUACAAGACGAUUUAAGUGAAAACUGUAACUAGGCCACUCAGGAACAUUGUCUCGGCAAGCAACUCCAGUGUAAACUCAGCAAAAAAAGAAACGUCCCUUUUUCAGGACCCUGUCGUUCAAAGAUAAUUAGUAAAAAUCCAAAUAACUUCACAUAUCUUCAUUGUAAAGGGUUUCAUAAACACUGUUUCCCAUGCUUGUACAAUGAACCAAAAAUAAUUCAUGAACAUUCACCUGUGGAACGGUCAUUAAGGCACUAACAGCUUACAGACGGUAGGAAAUUAAGGUCACAGUUAUGAAAACUUAGGACACUAAAGAGGCCUUUCUACUGACUCUGAAAAACACCAAAAGAAAGAUGCCUGGGGUCCCUGCUCAUCUGCGUGAAUGUGCCUUCGGCAUGCUGAGGACUGCAAAUGUGGUCAGGGCAAUAAAUUGCAAUGUUCGUACUGUGAGACGCCUAAGACAGCCUACAGGGAGACAGGACGGACAGCUGUGUAACCACGUGUAACAACACCUGCACAGGAUCGGUACAUCCGAACAUCACACCUGCGGGACAGGUACAGGAUGGCAACAACAACUGCCCGAGUUACAUCAGGAAUGCACAAUCCCUCCAUCAGUGCUCAGACUGUUCGCAAUAGGCUGAGAGGCUGGACUGAGGGCUUGUAGGCCUGUUGUAAGGCAGGUCCUCACCAGACAUCACCGGCAACAACUUCGCCUAAGGGCACAAACCCACCAUCGCUGGACCAGACAGGACUGGUAAAAAGUUAUCUUCAAUGACGAGUUGCGGUUUUGUCUCACGAGGGGUGAUGGUCGAUUUCACGUUUAUCGUCGAAGGAAUGAGUGUUACACCGAGGCCUGUACUCUGGAGCGGGAUCGAUUUGGAGGUGGAGAGUCCGUCAUGGUCUGGGGCGGUGUGUCACAGAAUCAUCGGACUGAGCUUGUUGUCAUUGCAGGCAAUCUCAACGCUGUGCAUUACAGAGAAGACAUUCUCCUCCCUCGUGAUACCCUUCCUGCAGGCUCAUCCUGACAUGACCUUCCAGUAUGACAAUGCCACCAGCCAUACUGCUCGUUCUGUGCGUGAUUUCCUGCAAGACAAGAAUGUCAGUGUUCUGCCAUGGCCAGCGAAGAGCCCGGAUCUCAAUCCCAUUGAGCACGUCUGGGACCUGUUGGAUCAGAGGGUGAGGGCUAGGGCCAUUCCCCCAAGAAAUGUCCAGGAGCUUGCAAGUGCCUUGGUGGAAGAAUGGGGUAACAUCUCACAGCAAGAACUGGCAAAUCUGGUGCAGUCCAUGAGGAGGAGAUGCACUGCAGUACUUAAUACAGCUGGUGGCCACACAUGAUACUGACGGUUACUUUUGAUUUUGACCCCCCCCCUUCGUUCAGGGACACAUUACUGACUGUUUUGCUAGCACAGACUAGAAUAUGUUCUGGGAUUCCUCCGAUGGAUCUGAGGAGUACACCACAUCAGUCAUUGGCUUCAUCUGUAAGUGCAUCGAUGAUGUCGUCCCCACAGUGACCGUACGUACAUACCCCAACCAGAAGCCGUUGAUUACAGGCAGCAUCCGCACUGAGCUAAAGGCUAGAGCUGCCGUUUUCAAGGAGCAGGACUCUAACCCGGAAGCUUAUACGAAAUCCCGCUUUGCCCUCCGACGAACCAUCAAACAGGCAAAGCGUCAAUACAGGACUAAGAUCGAAUCGUACUAGACCGGUUCUGACGCUUGUCUAAUCUGGCAGGGCAUGCAAACCAUUACAGACUACAAAGGGAAGCACAGCCAAGAGCUGCCCAGUGACACGAGCCUACCAGACAAGCUAAAGUACUUCUAUGCUCGCUUCGAGGCAAGUAAAACUGAAACAUGCAUGAGAGCACCAGCUGUUCCAGAAGACUGUGUGAUCACGCUCUCCGCAGCCAAUGUCAGUAAGACCUUUAAACAACAUUCACGAGGCCGCAGGGCCAGACGAUUACCAGGAUGUAUACUGCGAGCAUGUGCGGACCAAUUGGCAAGUGUCUUCACUGACAUUUUCAAACUCUCCCUAUCCGAGUCUGUAAUACCAACAUGUUUUAAGCAGACCACCAUAGUACCUGUGCCCAAGAACACUAAGGUAACCUGCCUAAAUGACUACUGACCCGUAGUACUCACGCCUGUAACCAUGAAGUGCUUUGAAAGGCUGGUCAUGGCUCACAUCAACACCAUCAUCCCAGAAACCCUAGCACACCAUGACAGUCGUGUAGAGGGCACAUCAAAACAUAUUCCACCUCAGGAGACUGAAAAGAUGGCAUGGGUGGCAUGGGUCUUCAGAUCCUCAAAACGUUCCGGAGCAUUCUGACUGGUUGCAUCACUGCCUGGUAUGGCAACAGCUCGGCCUCCGGCUGCAAGGCACUACAGAGGGUAGUGCGAAUGGCCUAGUGCAUCACUGGGGCCAAGCUUCCUGCCAUCCAGGACCUCUAUACCAAGCGGUGUCAGAGGUAGGCCCUAAAAAUUGUCAGACUCCAGUCACCCUAGUCAUAGACUGUCCUCUCUGCUACCGCAGGGCAAGCUGUACCGGAACGCCAAGUCUAGGUCCAAGAGGCUUCUAAACAGCUUCUACCCCCAAGCCAUAAGACUCCUGAACAUCUAGUCAAAUGGCUACCCAGACUAUUUGCACCCCCCCUUACAUCACUGCUACACUCUGUUGUCAUCAAUGCAUAGUCACUUUAAUAACUCUACCUACAGUACAUGUACAUACUACCUCAACGAACAGGUGCUCCCUGCACAUUGACUCUGUAUCGGUAAACGGCUGUAUAUAGUCUUGCUUUUGUUAUUUUACUGCUGUUCUUUAAGUACUUGUUACUUUUAUCUCUUAUUCUUAUCUGUAUUUUUUUUAAACUGCAUUGUUGGUUAGGGGCUCAUAAGUAAGCAUUUCACUGUAAGGUCUACUACACCUGUUGUAUUUGACACAUGUGACUAAUACAAUUUGAUUUGAUUACAUUGCUCUAAAAUAGGUUACAGGCUACAGUAGAACAGUCAAAACAGUAGGCGAAAUGAAGAGGGCUAAAUAGACCAAAUUAUUAGGGUGAGGCACGGACUAACAUCUUACUACACAACAUACACUUAGUAUUAUUUUCUUAGCUACAGUAUACAUAUCUCCCUGGCAUAUUACAUCAUUUAUGAAGCAGCAUACAAGUCGUUUUUUUUUUUUUUUGAACAGGAAGGUGGCGUAGCGAUUUCCGAGUUAACAGUAGUUUGCUGCGCGGCACAAAUCAUGCUUCAUUGACAGCAUGGCCGAUGUUGAACGUUAUUUAUUUUAAACUUGGAAAAUAACCCCCUAAUCCCAGAUUUGGGACCACACAGCCACUGUCACUGAUUCCUGGAAUAUAUAUUCUUUCUCUUUUCUUCAAACAGUCAUCUUUAUUCAAUAUUGAUUAAUUAUUGCAAUAUAGAAACCCGUCAUUAUUGUCCCUACCCUUUACAGACCAAGCUGUCCCUUAUAUAUCUGAUACCAAGAUUGCUCAGUCAUAGCUGGUUCAGAUUUUAAUUUGUAAACAUUUUGAAAAACAUAACUCCACUUUGACAUGAUUGGGUAUUGUGUGUAGGCCAGUGACACAAAAUCUCAGUUUAAUGUAUUUUAAAUUCAGGCUGUAACACAACAACAUUUUGAAAAAGUCAACGGGUGUAAAUACUUUCUGAGGGCACCACUAUGCUUAGAUUUGACCCUUUUAACAUUUUACAUUAGUGUGGAUUGAAGAAAGUUAACGUUUUAAAAAAAAUGUGUUUUUUUAUCAUCAGAUAUUUAAUUAUUCUAAUGAAUGUUGGGUGCGCGUUUCUUCGCUUGCAUUUUUGAUUUUACAAGCGCGAGGGCGCGCCUGUGUUGCCAUAGGAAUGUAAACAUUUCCUUGUCCUCUGGCCUUGACUGGUGUUUUGGCAUUCAUAGCUAGCCUAAAGUUUCGCUACUAUGGGAAGUAUUACAGAUGUUUACUCCUCUGUCUGCAAAGAACUAAAACUACGAACUAAUCGAUACAUUUUAGAAGUCCUGCAAGAGACGGAGGGGAAGACGGGAGACAUCACACUCAAACUGACUGGGAACGACAGGCUGAGAAAGGUAGAACGAGUGACCAACAAAGAUGCUCUCGCUCUGUCCAGAACCCUCCGAGACAACGACUCAGUGACAGGUCUGGAUUUGAGGUACAACUGCAUCACAGAUGAGGGGGCGGGACACCUCGCUGACCUCCUCAAGGAGAACGUGUGUCUGCGCUCUCUGGACCUGACGUGUAACGACAUUCAGACAGACGGAGCUGAAUACAUUGCAAAGAGUUUGACUUCUAAUGAUGCCCUCCUGUCUCUGAGGCUGACUGGUAAUAAGAUAGGGAACGGAGGAGCCAUGCACUUCGCCAGCAUGCUGCAGGUCAACUCUACACUACAGGAGCUGGACGUGGCCGACUCUGACCUGGGGACUCAGAGUGUGAUAGCGUUUGCCAUCGUCUUGAACAACAACAAGAGCCUCCGAUCUGUCAACAUCAGCAGACCUCUACUCUUCAGCCACCAGGAGGAGACAGCGGUCCAUCUGUCAGGUAUGUUGGUAGUUAAUCAGUGUCUGAGGGAGCUGCACCUGGGAAAGAUGGGCAUGACUGACUAUGGAGUGGAGAGACUCACUGACGCCCUGAGAACCAACUACACCCUCAAAUACCUGGACUUACGCUGUAACCGUGUGACUCGUGACGGGGCGCGGUGUCUAGCAAAGGUCCUGAAGAACAAUGGAACCUUGGAGAUUCUGGACCUGGCGUCCAAUCGCAUCGAAGACGAUGGUGCCUUCUACCUCAGCCAGGCUAUCGCCUUGCCCACCUGCAACCUCAAAGCGUUGUCUAUCCCCAAUAAUAACAUAGCUACUGUUGGUCUGGUGUCUCUGUCUCGGGCCAUGCAGGCUAACAACACUCUCACACACAUCUACAUUUGGGGGAACAGACUGGAGGAGCCGGUCUGUCAGGCUUUCAGUGAUUUGCUGUCCAGUGGUCGUCUGUCGUCGGAGCAGACCGAUGUGUGUGUGUACGAGGUGGACGGGUGUGUGUGUCUGGCUGAGGUCUUCCAUGGGCUGAAGAGGCACUACUACUGGACACCCAGCUACGGACAGGAUGUAAAUCCUGCUAGCAAUGCAGCUGUGGCCCUCACAAAUACACAACUCUAUCCUAACUCCUCACACACACCCUAAACCCUUAAUAAUACUACCCACCUGGCGCACAUUCAGUUAAACUUGAUGCAUACAUGCACUCUAAUAAAUAUCUAAUAAACUGUUUUAAGUAA